AUGACUUCUGUGUUGUGCGGUGCGGUGUGGGAAAUCUCUUCAAGCUGUGGGCCGCUGAGCCAUGGCAAGUUGGGUGCUCCACUCGGUGGUGGUGGUGUUGUGGGGGUGACAGGUGGUGGUGAGGUUGGCGGAGGCGGUGAUGGUGGGCGCGAUGGAGAUUUGCGUGGUGGAGAGGACGCGGCUGCGUUGGCUGCUGCUGCUGUCGUUUUGGGUGUCGGCGUUGUAAUCAAGUUCUUCGACGGCCUGAAGGGCGAAAGCCUGCGGUGCGAAGAUCACCCUAACGACGAAGAACAUAGUCUCCUCUUCACGAGCGUCCGUUCUAGAGGUUGGCGUGGGCCGACGCCGACUGUCAAGAGAACGCUGUGGCGUAGCAGAUCACAUCGGCGCAGAUUCUGGCUCUCCCAGGUGAGAAAGCCAAAUGUGCAAGCCUUCUUGUCCACUAUGGGCGAUGCGAGGUGUCGCCCUGGCGUUCAACUUAGAAUUCCAGAUUGGCUCAAGUCAGGCAUGUCGUGUAGCUGUGACAAUGGAAAAGCAAGCAAGGAAUUACCCGAUGCAGUGAUUCCACGUAAUCACACUGCAUGGCAGAGGGUGAAGGAAUCCGGCCGAUUUGGCGAACCGAGGACCGACCUGUUGCCACUGCGAUUGGUGCAUAAGUGA
Molecule: messenger RNA, 657 nt
Organism: Chaetomium globosum CBS 148.51
Lineage: Eukaryota; Fungi; Ascomycota; Sordariomycetes; Sordariales; Chaetomiaceae
Exons: 5
Coding region: 1-657 (218 amino acids)
Source: RefSeq, a predicted model, not a curated record